Molecule: messenger RNA, 5207 nt
Organism: Pogonomyrmex barbatus (red harvester ant)
Lineage: Eukaryota; Metazoa; Arthropoda; Insecta; Hymenoptera; Formicidae
Cellular component (GO): extracellular matrix
Source: RefSeq, a predicted model, not a curated record
AUAAAGUGUAAAAAUUAAAGGAAAGCAAUAUUUCUGGAAAAAUGAAAUGUUAUUGGCAAUGUUUUUGCUUGCUUUUGCAAGUAACUUUUUUCAUUGCAAAUUGUCUCGCGGAAGAUCUGAUACUUAAUAUAAACUUCAAGAAACCGAUUGCAGUAACCGAUCCCGCAUUUCUUAGCUUUACUCUGGAUCCGGCAAUACUACAUAACAAUGCUUUUAUCGAAAACAUUGAGAAAAGUAUAAAUAUGGCGCAAGGCUUGGCACCUGCUUAUGUUCGCUUUGGGGGAGCACAAAGUAAUUCUUACAACUUUGAGCGAACAUAUUCGCACGAAAUUGAUACGAAUACAAAUGACGUACAUUUUGGAACGCAAUGGAUAUUUAUAUAUCAAUGGGCAAAAAAGGCUGGAUUAAAUGUAAUCACAUGCAUUACUCCUCAGUAUAUUGAUAACAAAUCGAAAACACAUUCCACAGAUUCUAAAAAUAUAGUGGAGCUUCUUUCUUUCAGCGAUCGCAUGGGUUAUAACAUUAGUUGGCAAUUAGGCUACGAAUGUCAAAAGAGGUGUGAUUUAUCUGGAGGAGAAUUAGGACAAUACGUCGCCAAUUUACGCGAAAUGUUGAAAACUUUUCCAAGAUAUUCCAACAGCUUACUCACAGGACCAGAUAUUGUGGCAUACAAAACAGAGCAAGAACAGAGAUAUCUUCAAGAUUACUUGCAUUCAGCGAAUGCUGCGCUUUCGGCGAUUACAUGGCAUCCUGAUUUGGCUAGUGUAUCUUUAAGCAAUGAUAGUGUUUCUAUACAAUAUGAUAACAUGAUUGCUGAAAAGAAUGAAAUAGAUAAAAUUAUCAAUCGUACAGUAGGAAAGAAACCACUAUGGAUUGCGGAAUCAAAACCAGAAGAGUGCAAAUAUCAAUAUUUAGGAGCGCUUACCUGGGCAAGAAGACUUGGAAAUGCUGCGAAAUUUGGUAUACAAGUUGUGAUGAGGCAAUUAUCGGAUUUUUCUAAAGCCACUCCUGAUUAUUGGGUAUCCUUAUUAUACAAAACUUUAGUGGAUCGUGAAGUCCUAGAUACGAGAUUCAACAACAAAAAUGUGCACUUUUAUAGUCAAUGUACGAAACCUUCUGCAUUGUAUAGUAAAGGAGCGAUUACGAUUUAUGGCAUAAAUUUGUCACCGAAAAGAGUGACUGCCAGUCUGAAAGACUUCAAAAUUAAAAUUCUUCACAAAUAUAUUCUGUCAAGUCCUGAGACUGGUAAUAAAAUGUUUUCAGAGGAAGUCUUGUUAAAUGGUAAACCACUCAACUUAAUAAACAACGAAAAAUUGCCUGAUAUAAAUCCAGAAAUUAUUAUCAAUCCUGAUGGGCUUGAAUUAGAACUUCCCUCUGGCGGUAUAGGUUUCUGGGUCAUACCUAAUGCAAAGGUAAAAGCUUGUACUUAUUUUGAAGAGGAAAUAAUUGGGAACACUAUAGUGAAAAAUUUAUCUAAACGACAUAAAAAUGACAUUCAAGAAGAUAAUCAAAAAGUGAAAGAAGAUAUAAGUCAAACAAAUUUAAAAAUUCAGAAAUUUAACGUAAAACAAGAUAGAAGAAAGCAAAAAAACAUCGGAAAUGCUAAUAUGGAAAAUCAGCAGAAAAUUUGGAAUUCUAAAUUAUUUGAAAGAAUAAAAAAGAUUCUGGACAAAAGACCAAAAAAAGAAAACAAUGAGUCUAUUUUGCAAAAAUCAUUGACGAUCGUUUGGAAAAAAGAACAAGGAAGUUCAUCUGAAGAAAUGGAAAAACAGCAAAGUUUGAAUAAUACAGAUUUAAAACAAGAAAAAGUUGAUAAUAAACUUGAAGGCAUUCGAGAGACGUUAAAAAAAUAUAAACUCGUUUUGCUGCAGAAAAAGACUCAAAUAGAUGCAAAUGAUAUUCAAGAUCUUAAGUUGGAAAUCCAAAAUAUUGACAAUCUUGUGGCAUUAAUAUCAAAUAUCGAUGCUACUCUUUUUCAUGAAAUUAUUUCAAACAAAUCAACUUCCGCUAUAACAAAUACAAAUAUAAUGAAAAAAAUAGAAAAAUAUUUCAAUAUGCUCUAUAAUUUGUUAGAAGAUAAUAAUCCAAUACAGAAUAAUAACAGUUCUAAGAAUAAAAAUUUAAUAGAAAAAAGAAGAUUUAAAAGACAUCUGGGCAGAAAAUCAGGAAAUUUAAAAAAAUCAAUACUUAGAAAGCGCUCACAAAUAGAUGAUUUAAAAAAUUAUAUACUUCAACAGAAGAUAAAACGAAAGAACAAUGAUAGAAAAAAAUUAAUUUUGUCCAACUAUAUCAAUAAUUUAAUAAAAAAUGUUAAUAAUAAAAAUAAAUGCAAUAAUCAACGAGAUUCUAUUAAAAGAUUUAUCAAACGUGAUACUUUCAAAAAUGCUGCCUGUCAUACCGAUUAUCAACAUUUAGUCCAAAAACGAACAAAAAAGAUAAUAUCUAUAAAAUGUGCUCUAAGACUGAUAACAUUCAAAAAUUAUCAAAGUUUAAAGCAAGAGCCUAAAAGGAGAAAAAGGGAUAUUAACAAAAGAUUAGUUGAGAUAGGUCUAAGAAAAGAUAGUGUUUUCAGGAAACAUUCGAAAACCGAUGACUUGAAAAAUUACGUAAAUGAUAGAAAGACAAAACAGAAGGACGAUACCAAAAGAGAAGGUUUAUUAAUUCCAUUUAAUCCAAAAAUUGCCGAUAGUAGUGAAAAUAAUUUUUACGGGUUUUUUCGACGAAAUCCUGUUAAAGGAUUUCCUGAGACUGACAUUUUUGUAACUACGGGCGAUUCGAAAGAGGAAAAUGGAAAAGAUUAUGAUUAUGUUGAAGAUGAAGAUAAUGAUAAUGAUAGUUCAGACAAAAGAAAUACGCAUAAUCAAAAAUCAAUGGUAGAUCAUACAGAAGAUAAUAUUUGGAUUGAAGAAGGUGAAGAUAAUCAUCGCAAUUACAUGCCAAAUGAGUUCUUUGAAAAUAUCAAAUUGUCCAAUAUAAAAAUACAAGCAAGCUCUAAGGAUUAUGACGAUUUAUGGGAAGCGGAAUUUCUACCUGAAAAUCAAAAGUAUAAUAAUAACAAAUCUAUUAUUACAGAUGUCGAAAAACAGCCGUCUAAUGAAGAAAAGAAUAAAUAUGCUAAAGAAAAUACGCAGAAGAUAGAUAAUUAUUAUAAUCCCAAAGAGCAAGAAUACAGUUGGGAUAAAAGAUAUAAAGGGCCAGGAUCCGAUAUAGGAUAUUCUUCAACAUCCUUUGAUCAAUUUCCCAAAACUUCAAUCUACUCCAAUUAUCAAGCAUCAAAUAUUGAUUAUGAUAAUUAUCAUGAUAAAGACAAAUUAAGAGAAGAACAAGGCAUAAGUAUGAGCUUAGUUAACACAGACGAUAUUAAUACAAAAUUAACCCAAUAUUCUAGACCUUCUGCUGUAUGUGCAGAAUAUUCCACUCAUGAUAACAUUUUUCAUACUGAAAGAACUAAAAGAAGUAAUUGGGAAAAACUCGGAAAGAUUUUUGCUGAAGAAAUGAUUAAGGAAGACGAAGGAAAUGCAAGAGAUUGCCAUUGUAGAAUUAUCCGAGCAUCUAAUUCCCCAAAGAAGCCUUAUGUUUAUCGUACAAAACGUAAUAAUCCAGAAGAUACAACUCAAUUCAUAGAUGUUUCUCCAGAAGUUAAAAGUAAGAAUACAAAUAUUGCGCAAUCUGAAAAAAAUGUUCAAAAUUCUAUGACGAGAGAGGAAUUCGAAAAAAUUAUAGCGGGAGAGAUACUUCCAAGUACAAAUGUCACUGAAUUUGAUUGUGAAGAAAAUACAACUACAGAAGCUGUAACCACAGAUUCAAGCACAUUGGAUAAUGAAUUAAGCAGUACAACGCAAAUUAUUGAUAUAAUUUCAACGGCAGAAAUAGAUAAUAUUUCCAGGCAAUGUCAUAAUACAAUGAAAUCUACUACAAUGAAAUCAUCUACGGAUUCAAUUUCACAACUUUCUCGAAAUAAUGAUAAUACUGCUGAAUAUAUCACAAAGGAAACGUUUUUUCGUACCCAAUCAUCAAAUAUCCAAUCAGAAGACAAGACAACGACGAAUGAUCCUACCAAAAUUAAUUCUAAGAUUUCUUCAGAAAAUAAGGACAGUUGGCAAGAACCUAUUGUCUCCACUAUUAACAUCUCCACACAGAAAACGACCUGCGAAAACAUACAAGAUGUCACCAAGGAAGGAGAAAAAGCCAACCGUUCAAUUAAUUCAAUCACCACAAGUCAAAAAAACGAAGAAAGGGACGACAAUAAUUAUAAAACUGAAUUAAAGUCAAGCAAUUUUAUCAAAGAAGCAACAAAAAGUAUUACUGAAGAGCAAACAAAAAGAAAAUUAUAUGCAAAACGAGAAAAAUUGUUUCAUCAAUAUCAAGAUGAAUUAGCGAAGAUAGUUGAUGAACGGAAGAGGAACUUGAAGAGGAGGGAAAUAUGGGAAAAGUUCCGAGAAAAUAAUGAUUUUCGUCAAUUGAUCGAUCAGAGUGAGUUAAUUGGUCUCUUAAUUAAUGACAAUGUUAGCUAUGAAAACAGCGAUGAAAGUUAUUUAAUUCCUAUGAAACUUCUUCCAAAACAAUAUAACAAUAUUAUAGAGAGAUCAUAUUUACUUGCAAAAAUAAAGAAAGUGCGUAAUCCGGAACACAAUGAAUAUUAUCAGUCUCUUCAAAACUUUAAAGUAGACCUAGAUGACGAAGAAGCAGAAAUGUCCAGAUCUUCGGAACGCAAAUAUAAUCUAUUAUAUAAAUAUUUUCCAAAAGUAAUCGAAAGAUUAGACAAUCAGUAUGUAUCAGAAGAAAUAUCAAGCUCAAUGGAUACAUAUCGAGAUGAUAAAACAUCAGAGGAAUUUGAAUAUGAAGAUUUUACAAAUCUGCAAAGUAAAAAUAUUGAAAAUAUUUCAGAUGAAGAAAAUUCUUCGUACAAUCAUAGUAAUGAUGUUUCUGAAAAUAUUGAAGACACUAAAGUCGAAUUGGAAAAAAAAGAUGAACAAUAUAAGAUCAAAAGCGACAAAAUUGAUAAAUAUCUAGAAGUAGAAAAAUUUAAUAAAGAAGGAAUAUUUUUAGUCCUUCCUUGGAAGAAUAUAAAGAAAAGGCAAAAAAGACAAAGCGAGAUAAAUAACGACAUAGCUCAAAUGAAACACGAGGUUAUAGGACAAUCACAAUCAAACAAAUUGAUUUUGACUGAAGAUAAUCUUGAAAAUAAACGCAGUCGAAGAUAUUAU